This is a messenger RNA of Theobroma cacao (cacao), 2154 nucleotides long. RefSeq names its product Calcium-dependent lipid-binding (CaLB domain) family protein. Lineage: Eukaryota; Viridiplantae; Streptophyta; Magnoliopsida; Malvales; Malvaceae. The record is from RefSeq and is a predicted model, not a curated record.
AUCUUCAUCAACAACAUCUUUGAUUUUCUUUUCUUCCCUCUUGAUUUCCACCUACUACCAAACCCACCCUACUCAACUUGCACAAAUCAAGCUCCUCUUUCUAUAUCUCCCUCCUUUUCUUCUCUUCUUUCUUUGCAUGCUUGUCCUACAAUUCAUGGACUGAUUUGCAAAAUUUCCUCACCUACCAUUGAAGCAAAAAUGAUUUAGAAUCAGAAACUGUAGCUUACGAUGCAUUGCUGCUAGUCAAGCUGAUCUCUGAAGUCACUCUGUUUUCAUUCUUUUUCCUCUUUAACUCUAAACUCUUUUUCUGCUCUCAAGAUUUUUCCUUCAACUCGUGCAUUGUUCUUCUAAAACCUGCUAAAGAUCUUUGAGUCCAAAGGGGAGAUAGAAUUGGAAUGCAUAAAGUACAUUCAAUGUUUCAUUUUUGAUCUGUUUGUUCUCUGCAUCAACCUCUGUUUUCGUUCUGCUCCGCUCUGUUCUUUCUUAUUUGCCAGAGCUGUGUUGCCAACCAGCCUUGAAAUUCCUACGAGCAGAAUCCUAUUUCUAGUGAUGGAUUCUUUCAGUAGAUCAUCUGGAUUCCGUUUUAACCCCAAUUCAAACACCGUUGGUGAUGCAGACCAAGAUUCUGAGUUUUCGGGCAUUCUUGAAAUCUAUGUUCACCAUGCUAGGAAUAUUCAUAAUAUAUGUAUCUAUGACAACCAAGAUGUUUAUGCGAAAUUCGCUCUCACCUAUAACCCUGAUGAUACCCACUCGACUAGAAUCAUCAAUGGAGGUGGAAAGAAUCCGGAAUUCAAUGAAAACUUGAUGAUGAAAGUUACUCAAAUUGACGCUGUCCUCAAAUGUGAGAUAUGGAUGCUUAGUAGGGCUAGAAACUACAUGGAAGACCAGCUCUUGGGAUUUGCUUUGGUUCCAAUUUCACAGGUUGUUGGCAAAGGAAAAGUCACUCAAGAUUAUAGCCUCUCUUCCACUGAUCUUUUCCAUUCUCCUGCUGGUACUGUGAAAUUGAGUCUCUCUUUGAACACUUGUAUACCUGUCAAUCCCCAGACCAAUUCCUUUCCUGAAACCACCUCGACCAAUUCUUCAAUAUCAGCAGAAGUAGUAUUGCUUGAUCGAAAAAUCUCCGAAGUUAUUUUAGACCCGGUUGAGUAUUCGAGGAUAGAAUUUCCUGAUAUCAAUGUCGUUAGGGAGAACCAGCAAAUGGUUUCUGAGUACUUUGAUGGUCUGAAGUCAAGGCCAGGAAUUGCUUCAUUUCUUCACCUUGGUGCCUCUCAUCAGCAUGUUGAAGAUUACGAAAUGACAGCAAAUUCAUCUGAGGAAAAUCAUGGUGGAUCCAUUUCUCCAAAUGGAAGCCUUCAAAAUUCUGGAUUUCUGAGUUCGACUACCACAAGCCUAAGUGAUGAUAGGAACUCCGCUGACUCUACUGAGAAGAAGAGUCGUCUUGGUGGGGAGUCAUCUAAUUCCCUCAACGCAUCAGUCACCACUGAGGCUAAUCCAAGCUCAGGCGUUUGUCCAGAUACCCCAACUUCAAAGAAAGGAGGUGAAGCUGGAGACGAGAAAGACUUGAAUUAUUCAAUCAAGGAAGAAGGGAGCAGCAACAAAGAAGGAAACAUGAAUCCUGUUAAAUAUGGUCAGGUGUUUUCAGCUCCACUCGGAAACAUCAAUCUUGAGGCAGAACAGUCUGCAAUGCAGCAACAAAUAGUAGACAUGUACAUGAGGAGCAUGCAACAGUUCACUGAAUCUUUGGCUAAUAUGAAGCUCCCAAUGGAUCUUGAUCACAAACCCGGACGUGAAGAUCGCGGCGAUGUGAUUCAAAACCACACCAAGAAAAUAGAACAUGAGAAAAAGAAGGAUGGGUCGCGGGUUUUUUAUGGUAGCCGGGCAUUCUUCUGAAGUUGUAAUCAAAUCGCCAUUGCUGCAAAUGUUGGGAGUAUCAUCUUAACUUAUCCAAACUCUGAGGUUUUUGACAUCCAUUUUUAAUUCCUUUUAGUUCUGCCCUUAACAGCUUCUCUUGAAGAGCCUACUUCUCUCGGGAAUUCAGUUGUAAUCCUUGUAUUGACUUCAAUGUGAGAUUUUAAUUUAUAAUUGUAACAUGGCAAUGUGAAUAACUGAUCAAAGAUCCUUCUGUUUUUAUGAUUAGAGCUUAGAAGUUUUUUA